AUGGUUCCCGCCCCUAAACAACAUGUAUGUAACCCUAGAUCUCUAACCUUGGCCUGCCUCUCCGUCAAUGUCGCGGCAGCACAAACGCUCCCCUACAUCCCGACGAGCAUAUUCUUACCUGCCCCGAAACCUGGCGUCGCCGAGGACAAUGCCACAGGAGGAGUUGCCUACAUCUUUUCUCCUCGACGUGAUUCUGUCGACUUGCUAUCACUCGACAUUUCUGCCACUUUGGUAGCUUCAUCGCUUUCUUUCAACACUCUCUCGUCAGGUUUACCAUUCUUAGAAGGUGAAAGCACGGCUUUCGUCCCUUCCCUUGCCGACAAUGGGUCACUGCUCGUAUAUGCGGGAAACUGUUCGACCUCCAGCGGCUCUACUAUCUGGUCUUUCAAUCCCUCGGCUUCAGACACUACAUCAACCGCAUGGAACCAGGAGGACAUCCAACUCGCCAAAAAUGCCAAAUCUCUUACCAUAGGUCCUGGAUUUUUAGGCGCCAGCUUCAGCUUCUCAACUAUGCUAGAGCCAGAGACAUCACCCGCUGAUAUCUUCGUCUAUGGUGGCAUGUGCCCAAACAACGACACAGAUGCAACCAGCAAUUCGCAAUCACAGGCUACUUACUCUAACCAGAUGGUCAAGAUCUCCAUGGCUCAAUCAAGCGGCUAUACGGUCGAGCCUGUGCAGAGUAGCGGCCCGCCCGUUCCCGAAGCUGGCUUUACAUUCACCGGUUUAGCGCCGUCGUUUUCUAAUCGAUCCGGCAUUACCACACAACAAAUCAACUAUGUCUUGCUGGGCGGGCACACGCAGUAUGCAUUCAUCAACAUGAGCACGGUAGCAAUAUGGAGUCUUCCACAAGAGAGCUGGAGUUUCGUAUCGGAUGUAUACAUGAUGGGAUCUGGCUCCUCGAGCAACGAAUUGGCAUUGAAGACUACGGCGGAGAGUGUCGACAGUCGAUCAGGGCACACGGCUGUUUUGAAUGGGGAUGGGACUGCUCUGAUUGUUUACGGAGGCUGGGUCGGUGACCUCACCCAGGCUGCAUAUCCUCAGCUCGCCGUUCUACAGAUCGGGUCAGAAUAUGGUGGCGAAGGGGAAUGGCAGUGGUCGAUUCCUGAUUCACAGCCUCCAGGCGAUGGAAUUUACGGUCAUGGUGCUGCAUUGUUACCUGGAAACGUGAUGAUGAUCUAUGGAGGUCACGCUAUUUCUUCAUCCGGUGCCAACGAGAAGCGACAGACUACUGGCAACACUGCAUCAUUCCUCAACCUCACCUCGAUGACAUGGUCCGAUGAUUACACCAACCCCUCGUACACCAGGGACUCUUCAGAGGGAAGUGCGCCAGGCCUAGGAAGCGGCCAGAAACAGAAACUCGGUCUGGGACUAGGUCUCGGUCUCGGUCUUGGACUCGGACUUAUUUUCAUUGUGCUCGCGAUUCUCUUAUUCUUUUGCUAUCGCAAGAGGAAACGAAGUGGACGAACAGUCCGGGAUUCCCACCUCCGUUCCCUCGCGCAAGACAAUUCUCGCUUUCUGGGCCAAGAUGACUUAGCAGGAGAAUAUGAAAAUGACACCAACUGGUAUAUGGGCGGCCCUGAUCCCUACCAGCGUGGAGGUCGAUCCCUCGGCUACCACAGCUUACAGACUGGGCGAACAAGCAUGGAUAACAGUCGCCAUGACUGGUUCGGAGACAUGCCUCCAGUUCCGCCGCCAAUGAAACAGAUAAAUCGGAAACCAAGAAACGUGGGCGGCAUGAACCCCAUAUUCGAAGCCGACGAAGACGGAACCGGAGACAUCGGUGAGGAAGCGAUGAGCCCCGUUCGUGACGGACGACGCGAUAGUGGCGCGUAUUCCGAUCCUUUCCUAACGCCGACCCGAGAACGCCCAAUCUCAUUCCCGCCACCAACACGCACCUCUCAAACUCCUAGUCCCGAAGAACGGGUUCGCGCUUCUGUUACAGAUCCUGAUGUGCAAGACUGGAUGACCGACGUAGAUGCCGCAGAUGCACUGCUGAGCGGCCGUGCCAAUGCACCGAAGAGUACUGCUGCCACGGCAGGCGGUCCCGGACGAACAUCUCCAUCACGCCGUGGUUUCAAUAUCGCCGGCGAAGAUGACAGCUCGCGCACAGGAAGUAAUAUCUCCGAGUCUAACCGCAGCAACCUCAGUCGCUCAGGUUCGCUACUUCGACAACUCCGCCCUGGAUUCGGCGUCGCCGUUGCCGCCGCACUUGCAGCAACCACCGAGGGCCGAGGAGGUAGCAGUAGUUCCAGCUCGGCACCUAGUUAUAAUACAGCAAGGAGUAGUUUUCCGGCGCUGCAGGCUGAGGGGCCAGGGCUACUACUAGGACGAGAUAAAGAAAGGGAAAAAGAAGAUCCAGAGGAUGAAUCCCCUGAGCCGGGGAGCCCGAGUAAGAACAAACCUCGGCGCAGCUGGUUCGGUAGCUUACGACGCGUCUUCACCGGUUCAGACUCUACUCCCUCAGGCGAUACAGACGAAGAAAGUCCAUUUCAAGCCGGCGUUGUCGAAACGAAUGACUUCGAGGCCCGCCUGAGUGGAAUAAGCGGUUUCGCAGCCGACGGCCUGUUGCGACGGAAAGGGGGUCGAGGGGCCUGGGAAUCCAGCGAGGCAGGUUCAAGCCAGGCAGCAGCUCGCUACGCGCCUCUUCACAGGGGAGAAGGCGAACAUCAUGACGACGAGGAAUGGGAUAUCGAGAAAGCUGUCGAGAAGAGACUCGUGCAGGUCAUGUUCACGGUGCCUAAGGAGCCCUUGAGGGUAGUCAAUGCCGAGCCGGACUUUGAAAGCGAGCGGGACGUGGUAAUGUUUGAUGCAGAAGAAGCCCGAAAGGAGAACAAACCAUGGGUUUCUGAACAGCAACAGCACAAUUUAUCACUGCCAGUGGAGCGCCCUAUACCUACUCCUAGCCCCUUGAGCGAAGAAGACAGAGAAGAAACUUCGGGCUCGAAAGAGGCGCUAAGGCGGGAGUUAGACGAAGAAUGGGAACGCAUCGAAGCAAGCGAUGCCCGCACACCAUCACCACGAACAUCGCCGCGGACGCCAGGGAACGAAUUCUCGCGCCGUCCGCCGCUGCUACAUUACCAACAACUCACAACAACAUCACCACCACGCAUAGAAACCGAGCUCGCACCCUCUACGCUAGAAGAGCAGAUGAACCGCCUCGGCAUAGAACUGCAGCAAGUGAGGAGUACGGCGGUGACGCCUGUAUCCAUGAUAUCGCACCAUAGUGAUGCGGACGUUUUGUCAGCUGAAGCGGUGCGGUUUGAGAGGCCUUCGGCGGGAAGUACGCAAAUCACGCCUAUCUUGGGGACGCCGGGAGUUGGGCGCAGCAGGUCUUCUAGCAAUGCCAAUCCCAAUACAAAUGCAAACGCAAAUCCUAUCAAGAGUACCACCACCGCCCCCGCUCUACCGAAUCCCAUUACCACUCCUACCGCCACGAAAUCACGGCCCUCCUCACCACAUAAACUACAAGACUUCAGGAGCGAGUCCAAUCUCCGCGCCUCGGUCGCAGGGGGUAAUUCUUCCAAUAGUAACGCACCCUCCACGCCUCGCCGCGUCCGCGCCAUGGUGCAGGAAUUCGAAAGCAAGAGUUCGCGCGAGACGAGUCCGGCCGGUUCAUCUAUGUCUACGCUAUCUACCAAAGGAGGUGCUCCGCUGAGAGGGUCCCCUUCGCCUUCGCCUACUCGUGUCAGGGGGAGGGAUAUACCUGUGAGAGGGAAGGGGAAUGCAGGGGGAUCGCCUACGAGGGGGGCGAGGUGA
Molecule: messenger RNA, 3756 nt
Organism: Xylaria bambusicola
Lineage: Eukaryota; Fungi; Ascomycota; Sordariomycetes; Xylariales; Xylariaceae
Exons: 4
Coding region: 1-3756 (1251 amino acids)
Molecular function (GO): protein binding
Source: RefSeq, a predicted model, not a curated record